Messenger RNA from Pleurotus ostreatus (oyster mushroom), 684 nucleotides. RefSeq names its product Ras GTPase (gene RAS1). Gene Ontology annotation, cellular component: plasma membrane. The record is from RefSeq and is a predicted model, not a curated record. Gene Ontology annotation, biological process: signal transduction. Gene Ontology annotation, molecular function: GTPase activity; GTP binding; GDP binding. The transcript is spliced from 5 exons. NCBI's taxonomy places the organism in Eukaryota, Fungi, Basidiomycota, Agaricomycetes, Agaricales, Pleurotaceae. The coding region runs from base 1 to 684 and encodes 227 amino acids.
AUGUCUCGGGCCACCUUCUUACGUGAAUACAAAUUGGUCGUCGUCGGUGGUGGUGGUGUCGGAAAAUCAGCCUUGACCAUCCAGUUCAUCCAAAGCCAUUUCGUGGACGAGUAUGAUCCUACUAUCGAGGAUUCGUACCGCAAACAAUGCGUGAUCGACGACGAGGUCGCAUUGCUGGACGUCCUCGAUACUGCCGGGCAGGAGGAAUACGGGCAUGUCGCCAUGCGGGAACAAUACAUGCGAACAGGCGAGGGAUUCCUACUCGUCUACUCGAUCACAUCGCGCAACUCGUUUGAGGAAAUCUCGACGUUCCACCAGCAGAUCCUGCGCGUCAAGGACCAGGACAGCUUCCCGGUGAUUGUAGUCGCGAAUAAGUGCGAUUUGGAGUACGAGAGGCAGGUUGGGAUGAACGAGGGCCGCGACCUCGCCAAACACUUUGGGUGCAAAUUCAUCGAGACGUCCGCGAAGCAGCGCAUCAACGUCGACGAGGCGUUCUGCAACCUCGUGCGCGAGAUCCGAAAAUACAACAAGGAGCAGCAGACGGGGCGGCCGGUGCUGCCUGGCGGCGGGAGCAUGGGCGGUUCGGGAAUGGGGAUGGGAGGGGGCGGCGGUAUGGGCGGCGCGGGCGGAAGGGGGUACGGGAAUGAGGGGGGCAGCGGGUGCUGUGGGUGUGUUGUGUUGUAG